This is a messenger RNA of Culicoides brevitarsis, 2915 nucleotides long. It is a transcript of the gene pygo, whose product is annotated as protein pygopus. The transcript is spliced from 6 exons. NCBI's taxonomy places the organism in Eukaryota, Metazoa, Arthropoda, Insecta, Diptera, Ceratopogonidae. The record is from RefSeq and is a predicted model, not a curated record. Bases 687 to 2207 code for a protein of 506 amino acids.
CACUGAAUAAAAACAAUUAAAAUCGUCUUUUUCGCAAUAAAUUCAAACAAAUAAUUGCAAUGGAGUAAUCGAGCAGACACUUGAACCGAUAAGCAAUCGAUAGAAAUCAUCUCGUUGGAGUAUUGUGAUUAAAUUCAAUGUAAAAAUUAGUGUUUAAAAUUAGUUGUGACAGCUUCUUCUAUCGCUCGCACUGUACAUCACAAAACAAUACACAGCCAGAUUUUUUUUUGUGUGUGCGAUUGAGACAAAAUAUCAUAUAAAGCGACCGAAAAAAGUCACAAAAUCCGAAAAAACCGCAGCUAAAGACAUCCACGGGCUAGAAAAAGAGGAAUCAAAGUUGGAUCGCGUUUGUAUAGAUCUACUAAACAAACAAAAAAACCACACGGAAAAGUAAAUAAAUGAAUUGAAAAUUUAGAAAAAAUGAUCAAAUAUUAACAAACAAAACGUACGGAAAGAGAAAAAAAAGUUUAAAGGAGUGAGAUCUAAAAUAAAAUAAAAAACAUUCAAUUAAGUGAUUAAUUAAAAAAAAUUAGAACCAAUUUAAGAGAGUUGAUUAAGAGAAUCAAACGGAACACAGUCGAAAGCUUAUCAUCGCGCGUUUGUCGGAACGACAACUUUUUUUUUUGGGAACAUUUUCGUAGACCGGCGUCAAAAUAAAAGCCGCAAAAAUUGGAAGAACCAAGAGCAUGACACAUAAUCUAGGGAUGGCUUCAUACCGAAUGCCAGGACCUGGAUUGUGUCAGCCAUCGGAUUUCAAGCCGCCGCCUCCCGAAGCGUCGCAAAUCACGGCAGCCCCGAGUAAUCCGAAGAAACGACGAAAAAAUGCAAAUACCGCAAAUCCACCGAUAACGUCGACGCCAACGCCUACGCCGCAAGAUCUUUUGCCGCCGCCACUCAGCGGAUUCGGCGAUACAAUUGUCGCAUCAAACCCCUUCGAUGAUGCGCCUUCGAUGAAUCCAUCGCCAAUGUCGCAUAUGGGCGGCAUGCAUCCCGGCAUGAAUCCUCAUAUGCAUCCACAUAUGGGAGGAGGCCCGAUGCGCGGUAUGAGUCCCAUGAACAUGGGAAUGAUGCCGCAUAUGGGAGCGCGAGGCGGAAUGUCACCCAUGAGCGGAAUGCCGCCCGGAGGAAUGUCUCCAAUGAACCCCAAUAUGUCGCCGAUGGGAGGUAUGUCGCCGUUAAGUGGACCAAAUCGAUCGAUGGGGAGUCCCAUGAGCGGAAAUCCAUUAGGAAGUCCAAUGAACGCGAUGGGAUCUCCGAUGAGCAAUAGCAUGGGUUCUCCGAUGCACGGUUGUGGAAUGAAUAACGGGCCAAUGUCGAUGCAUAGCCCCCUCGGAAAUGGCGGAAUGCCCCUGAAUCCGAAUCAAAUGCCAUCACACAUGCCAUCACAAAUGGGACCUGCGUCUCGAAUUAACAGUAUGCCUAAUGGACCAUCGCCAAUGCCGGGAAAUAAUCCCUCGAUGCCGCCCCAAAUGAUGGGAGCUGGCGGCCCAAAUAGCAACAACGGUCCUACAAAUCCAAUGAAUAGCAAUAUUAUCAAUAGUAACGCGUCAAUGGGCAGUAAUAGUAACCUUAUGCCGCCACAAAUGGGACCUGGAGCACUAAAUACGCCCAAUGACUCGAUGAAUAAUCAAAAUUUAGGUUUAACGCCGCAGCAAAUGCAACAACAGCAACAGCAGCAACAACAACAAACACCUCAGAAUCGAUUAGGUAUGCAUCCAAAUUCAAUGAUGGGCGGUAGUCCUAACAUGGGAGGCGGUCCAAUGCCUCCAAUGGGUAAUAAUGGACCCGGCGGAAUGCCAUCGCAUCCACAAAUGGGCAACAUGAUGGGAGGUCCAAUGAGUAUAGGACCGAAUAACGGACCAAAUGGCAUGGGACCAAACGGACCAAUGGGAAUGAAUCCAUACGGACCUCCGAAACCGAUGCCCGUGAGUGCCGGCAAAGUUUAUCCGCCCGAUCAACCGAUGGUUUUCAAUCCACAGAACCCGAAUGCGCCACCUAUUUACCCCUGUGGGGUAUGCCAUAAAGAAGUGCACGAUAACGACCAAGCGAUGUUGUGUGAAUCGGGAUGCAAUUUUUGGUUUCAUAGACCUUGUAGUGGUUUAACAGAGGCAGCUUAUCAACUAAUACACACAGAAGUUUAUGCCGAAUGGUGUUGUGACAAGUGCUUGGCUUCCAAAAACAUACCACUCGUUAAACUAAAACCAUAAUGCUACAUGUUCGACUUUUUAUCGAAAUCAACUCAUCAUCCACGUCAUUCUAAUCAACAUUGAAAAUUCUUACAAAAUGAGAUUAUCAACAAAAAUUAAGAAUGAUAUUUAGUUUUUAAGGCCGAUCGUUAUACAACUAUUUUAAAUGUACAAUACUGUUAAAAAAAAGUUUUAUUUUGUAAUAAAAGAAAAGUGAGAGAACGAGAGAGCGAGAAAUAGUUUCAUUAAUUAAUAAAAAAAAUUUAAUUAUUAUAAAAAUUGUAUUUUUGUGACUAUUUAAAAAAAAUUAAAAGAAAAUAAAUGCCUUUUCAGAGAGAAAAAAAUUUAAAUUUAAACAAAAAAAAGUAAUUAUAAAAAUAAUAUUUUAACAUGAAGAAGAAAAGAAAAAAUCCAACGGAAAUUAAUAUAAAUGUAAAUAAUAAAAAAUAACGAAUUAAUUAAUUUUUUGUUGUAUUUUUAAUGAAAAUGCCCUUUUUCUAUAUUUAAUUAAAUUAAAUUAAUUAAUUAUUUUUUUAAUUAAAAAAUAACAAAAAAGCAAAAAUUUUAGGCCUAUGUAUAAGUGAACUCCAUCAAAAUUUCGAAAUAGAGACUGCUAAAAUUAUUAUUUAAAUAAAAUUUAUUUUUAGUCAUUAAUUUUAUCAUUUUUUUUUUGGUUCAUUAAAUUAAUUAAUUGUUUUAGGUGAGUUUUAAAUUAAAUAUUUUCACCAU